Helianthus annuus (common sunflower) is the source of this 1641-nucleotide messenger RNA. Its product is annotated as E3 ubiquitin-protein ligase SIS3. Gene Ontology annotation, biological process: sugar mediated signaling pathway. The record is from RefSeq and is a predicted model, not a curated record. Lineage: Eukaryota; Viridiplantae; Streptophyta; Magnoliopsida; Asterales; Asteraceae. The coding region runs from base 198 to 1355 and encodes 385 amino acids. The transcript is spliced from 10 exons. Gene Ontology annotation, molecular function: ubiquitin-protein transferase activity.
UGUGAUAGUAUUCUAAUACUCCAUCCACUAGUCAUGUUUGAUGCUCCCAUCUUGGAAAUUUCAGUCGCUUUUAUCUUUUUUCUCGCUCGAUUUCAUCCAAUUCUUUUUUUCAGAUUCACUUGUUCACUCUCCAAUGAGUAUUUUCGAUCAAUCAUUACCAGUAAACCCUACCUUUUUCCGCUAAUUUAUCAUUAUUUAUGGCGAUCAGAGGCGCACACUUCAAGUGGUACGAUGGAUUCUUCUUAUCAAUGCUUGCGUUUAGUAUAGUUAUGGUUCUAUUGAGCUGGAAGAGAUACCAUCUUUGCAAAUUCCCAUUGCAUAUGUGGAUAGUGAUCGAUUACGCUGUCGUGUUUGUGUUUCGGAUCUUAAUGUUCGUAGACAGUGGUCUUGCAGAUAAAAUGGGAUUGGAUUACGGUCGGCAGCAACGAGAUGCGUAUUUUCUUGGAAGAUUAGUGGUUCUAUCCAUUCUAUAUAUGGUUCUGUAUCCGUUUUUAUGGGCAUGGAGCAUUACAGGAUCGAUAUGGUUCACCAGUGCACACAAAUGUUUGCCUGAAAAGAAUCAGAAAUGGGGAUUUCUCGUAUGGUUGAUUUUCAGCUACGGGGGACUUAUAUGUCUUGCAAUAUAUUUAGUAAAUAAGUGGUUAACGAGAAGAAAAGUUCAUCUGGAACGGGCUCAAUUGGGGAUAACUGUGUCGAGGAUUUCGGAAUACCGGGUGUUGGUUGACAUGAUUCGUCUGCCAGAUCGGGUAUUUGAAAGUGCUGCUCAAGAGAUGAGAGUCAUGGAACAUGACGCUGUUCCACAUCAUCCCGGACUUUAUUUGUCUGAAAACCAGAGGCAAGCAGUGGAGGCAUUAAUUCAUGAACUCCCGCUGUUCUCACUGAAAGCGGUUCCAACCGACUGCAGUGACUGUCCGAUUUGUUUGGAAGAGUUCCAUGUUGGGGAUGAGGUUCGUGGGCUUCCGUGUGCUCAUAACUUCCACUUGGCAUGCAUCGAUAAAUGGCUUAGACUAAACAUAAAAUGCCCUCGGUGUCGGUGUUCCGUAUUUCCCAACCUCGAGCUAAACGAUCUGCCUAAUAUCCCACCUGAUACCGUCCUUUCAUCACCAUCUCCUCCUCCUCCUCUCCAAAGUCAAAGUUACCUCGCGAGAAUGCAGAGUUUUCUCAUGCCACUUCGCACAGAAAACGCAGCAUCUUCUAAUUCCAAUUCCAAUUCCAGUUCCAACUCCAACCUUAACGCUAGCUCUACAGAUAAUAAUAAUAAUAAUGAUUCGGAUGUGGCUUUGGAAAUGGCCGAAAAUGGAGGUCAACCAUCGGAGAGUCAUGGUCAACACACAAGUGGAGAGCGUGUACAAUGACCGUUUUUGAUAGUCAUCUCGGCCAGUUGUAGAUUUGUUACCGGUUUUUCUUUUAUAGGUUAAGCUUGAUAUGAUAUAUCAAGCUUAAAAGACUUAGAAUAUGCUCGAGUUUCAUAGGUUUUGGAAUAUGCUCGAGUUUUGCUUAAAUUUUUCGUUAAUUGUUUCGCUUCAUCGGUGUAACCUGAACAGUUUUUUGGUUAAGCUUGGAAUAUUUUCAAAUUGCUAAAAUAACAUAUGAUCGUUAACGAGCAUGUUGGGGGUAUCGUUCCUACCGGUUAUAUUUGAA